Plectropomus leopardus (leopard coralgrouper) is the source of this 3003-nucleotide messenger RNA. RefSeq names its product peroxisomal biogenesis factor 11 alpha (gene pex11a). The record is from RefSeq and is a predicted model, not a curated record. NCBI's taxonomy places the organism in Eukaryota, Metazoa, Chordata, Actinopteri, Perciformes, Serranidae. Gene Ontology annotation, biological process: peroxisome fission. Gene Ontology annotation, cellular component: peroxisomal membrane.
UGCCUUGCUCAGCUGUCUUGUGUCAGGAUAAUUAGCCUAGUGUCAACGUGGAAGAAGUUUCAAAAAACAGAUUAUCAACCUGAAUUUUAAUACGCAACGUUAGACGAACCACCACUUCUAACGUCGUUCAACUCGAACAGAAGUAACUGGCAUCACCGACGGAAGCGAUAAACUGGCGUAAAUGUCUCCUGGGGUCCGCCUUUGACCGCGCGUGCAGCCCUGCUUUGCUAACUAGAACAAGUUGUUCUUCUUCGGUUAAACCAUGGACGCGGUAGUCACAUUCACAAACCAAAGUCAAGGAAGGGACCGUAUCUUCAGGGCAACUCAAUAUGCCUGCGCACUGUCGAGAUAUUUACUGCGAAACAACUCGGAGAGAAAGGACCUGGUUGCGAAACUUAAAAGUCUGGAAACCAACAUGAGCGCUGGAAGAAAACUGUUCAGGCUGGGGAACACAAUAAAUUCCAUUGAGACUGCUAAGCGAACCAUGCAACUCUCUGACCGCGUGCUGUGCCUGUGUCUCACUGCGGUCAACGUGAGCCGCGCCCUCUACUUUGUCUGUGACAAUGUACUUUGGGCCAGAAGUGUCGGCCUUAUCCAUGAUAUCGACAAGGACCGCUGGAGCCUAAACUCCUCUCGCUGCUACUUCUUCUCACUAGUUAUGAGUCUGACCAGAGACGUUUAUGUGGUCCUCCAGUUAAUGGCAGAGAGAGCAAGAGAUACACACUUUAGGCAGAAAAUGCAGAAGCAUCUCAAUGAGAGUCCUGAGGUGGCCGAAGCUGUGGUUCCCCAGCUGGAUGCCUUUCUCUUUCUGCUGUGGGAGAGCCUAAAAUCACAUCCUGCUGUUGCCUUGGACACACUCAAAAAUAUAUGUGAUCUCUUCAUUCCCCUAGAUAGGUUGGGUAUAUACCAGUCAAAUGCAGGAGUGGUGGGAUUUUGUGGUUUGAUGUCCUCAGUUAUUGGAAUUUUAACCCUUGCACAGCCCAGGUUAAAACUCAAACCAUGAUGAUAAGUGUGGAAAUUAGGCGACUAACCACGGGCACCAAACUCAGGUCAGCAAUAACUGAAGCCAUGACUUACUUGAUUUGACUGUUUUGUAACAUAUAUUUGAUUAACCGUUUGAUUGAACUAAUAACAUAUAAAUAUGCUUUUGAGACACAAAAUAACAUGAACUGGGACCAGUUAAAGUUUAAAACACUGGGUUAAAAGGGAGCAAAUCAAGUUUAAUUAGUAGCCUUGUUUAUUUUUUAUUUUUUUGUAAUUUAAAAGAGCCAAGGCUAAACCUGUGUGCAUAACCGUCUUCUCCAACGUUACAUACAACACCAGCUGACUGUUUUAGUACUACUGUAAAAAUAAGGGCUCCUUACUUUUUUGCACUUGCUUUUGCUUACCAAAAGUAAGAUCUUACUGCCACUUCAAAGGAAGACUGUACACACAGAAAUGACCAAUUGCAUAUCAAUUAGUCUGAUCAGCAGUCAAAAAAUGAGUUUUUGUUUAGUUUGUUGUGUUUGUUUAGGGUUUUUUGGCAGAGGAUGAAUGUCAUUACAUUGCAUUGCUCUGCUUCUGUUUGACAGGGCUUUAUCAGGUUAUGUUUAGUAGUUUGAAAGUCUAUAAUCCUUUGUCCAUGAUAGUAAAAAUUGGCACAUGCUUGGUAAUGUCACAAAAAGUGCAUAAAAAGUUAAUUAAACCCAACAUCUCGGAAGUUUGAGUUGGCCCGCUCAGCGCCUCUUCUUUCUCUGUUUAUCAUGAUCCUGCUGCUGCGCCUGUCACUCACACUGACAGGAAUGAUCAUUUUACCCAAUGGUUAUUAGAAGGUUUAUUGACUGAGAAGGGCCAUUCCAGUGUCGGUGUUAGCAGCACCGGAAUGCAAACACAUGAGCCCCUAGAGCUCUCCGAGUGGAGCCCUGUCCUGCAGCACAGAGCAGGUGAAUUUUAACGUCUGUCAUAGUGGGGACACAUAUCAUCUCAGUCACACAACAAAAUUUAACUAGUUUAGAACACUGGAUACAGAUUAUUGUACUCAGUAACUGUUUGAGUUUUUUAACUUUUAACAAAUCAUUUAACUUUUAACUGACGCUAAAACUGUCGGGGUCGGGAUUCUGCGCUCUCCCUCACCUGGCACUGAAGGUGUCUGUCUCUCCUGACGCUGAAACUGUUGUGGGUUGGCUGCAGGCACAUGUUGCCCCCCCAGCUGAAGCUCUGAUUAUUCACUGUUGAUCAAUGCAGGUCAGCCCUAGAAACCUCUAUGCUCUCUUAAAAGUCAGACUCCAAUUCUAACAAAAUGCAUAUUUGGGAAGUACUGAGCAUACCACUGGAUAAUUGAGACUUCAGUUUUUAACCUGAUGUCUAGAUAUAGUUUUGCCUGUUGUUAAACCUGGUCCCCAAUGAAUUGUACACUGUUUUCCUUGAAGUCAUGAUAGAAAAAAAGUUUUCCUCACAAAUCCAAGGUAACACAGUAAGACUAAUUGAUUUACAAAUGGUCACUUUGUGAUUGAAGUAUUCCUUUAAUCCACUGUCUUUCUCUGCUCUCUGUUUCUCUGUUUUGUAAUGCUUAAAGUUUAACUUCUAUGACUCUAGUGAUGAAUAAGGUGCUUCCAGAGGGGAAAAAGCAGCUGGGAGAUUUCAGGGGGUAGGCCUUUUCCACAGCGGGCAUUUUGAUUUGUCAUAGUUGGAAGAUGUUACUUUUAACAGGAUGGUUCUGUUCUUUUAAAGUGUCCCAGUGAGAGUGACUGUGAUGUGCCAGCAUGCUCAGUAUGAGGAUCCUGAAAAUUUCUGUGCUUUUCCUCCUGUGACAAGUCAAAAUAUCUUCUGUGAAAAAAAGCCUAUGCCAUCUAUUUAUUUUUAAUUCUGCUUUUCGGGACUUUGACUGUCAGAUUAUAUGAUAUGUUCUUUUAAAGAAAGUGUUAAAAAAAGAAUUAGAGCAAAACAACUAUGCAUAACAUGGGCAAAUAGACCCACAAUAAUGUGAUUACAAAAAGAUUAAAAUCUUAAUAUAUUGUCUAGGAA